Molecule: messenger RNA, 2917 nt
Organism: Schistosoma spindalis
Lineage: Eukaryota; Metazoa; Platyhelminthes; Trematoda; Strigeidida; Schistosomatidae
Source: the annotation of a GenBank genome assembly
GCCCACUAUUCCUUGGCUCGAGUAAAUACGUUCUUUUUCAUAGAGUAGGAAUGUCUUCGUUUCCCACCGUUCAAAAUAUUUUUUGAUGACAGAAACUGCAAAGUCUCACUUGAAAAGAGUAUGGGAGUCUAUGAAAAGAUCGCGCAGAUUUGAUCGUGACAACUUGGAUACUCCUUUGAAAAGAUGUCUAACAGCUUUCGACCUUACCCUUUUGGGUAUAGGUAAUAUGGCAGGAGCUGGUAUUUACGUCCUAACUGGUACAGUAAUCCGUGACAAAUCUGGACCGUCUACAUUCUUGUCAUAUUUGGUUGCUGGUGUAACAGCUUUCUUAAACGCCUUGUGUUAUGCUGAGCUUGGUUCACGAAUACCUAAGUCAGGAUCUGCAUACACCUAUACAUAUGUGGCAAGCGGAGAGUUCUUAGCAUUUAUUGUUGGAUGGUCAAUGAUAUUAGAAUACGUUUUGUCUGUAUCAAGUGUUGCACGUGGUUGGAGUGGCACAGUAGACGCAAUGUCACAACAUGCUAUUAGUAAUGGAACAAAGAAUACUAUUGGCAGUUUUCCAUCGAAUGUGGAAUUUCUAGGCGACUACCCAGAUUUUAUUGGAGCUCUUUUAAUAAUUAUACUUGGUUUAGUACUAUUCCGGGGACCAAAGCUUUCAGCAAUAUUAAAUACUAUAAUAACAAUGCUAAAUUUAGUGGUAAUUAUUUUGGCCACUUGUAUUAUGUUUGCACGACCGAAUGAGCAUAGUUCAGAAUUUGCACCGGCUAGUCAUGGAGGUUUAUUUCCGUAUGGAUUCGGUGGUAUGAUUGGUGGAGCUGGAACAUGUUUUUAUGCAUUUAUUGGCUUUGAUGCUAUAACAGUUAGCAGUGAAGAAGCAUUAAAUCCUAAAAGAUCAAUGCCAAUUGCUACUGGUGUAUCAGUCGGUGUAGUUACACUUUUAUUCUUAUUGGCUAGCUUAGCUUUGACACUUUUUGUACCAUGGUGGACAGUUGACCGACAGGCUGCUUUUACAGCUGCUUUUCAUGUUCGCAAUUAUGAAUGGGCUACAUAUAUAACAGGAAUUGGCUCAUUGCUGGGAUUAAGUGCCAGUUUAUUUACAAGUAUGUAUGCAAUGCCAAGAGUAGUGUAUGCUAUGGCAAGUGAUGGUUUAUUGCCUAAAUUUCUAGGCUACCUAUUACCAUCUACACAAGUACCAGUCGUUGCAUUAAGUUUAUUUGGAAUAUUCUCUGCAAUUCUGACUCUUUUAUGUGAUAUUCAUUUAUUAGCUGACUUUUUAAGCAUUGGAACAUUAAUCGCUUAUACAAUUGUCUCAAUGAAUGUAUGUAUUCUGCGUUAUUGUCAGCCGCAACUAUAUUCUGGUCAAUGGAGUGAAUUAGAAUCACAUGAAGAGAAUCCUAGUUUUCCAACUGAUGAACGUUUAAAUAACGAAAAGGUUGUACGUGAAACUAAUGAAGCUGAGUUGAAUGAAUGGCCACACUCCAUUGGACGUUUGAAAUCUGCCUUUCGUCACUUACCGAUUCUUCGUGAUUCAACACCCGGACAUGCACCUAUUAUUUCACUGUUAAUUUAUACUAUCUGCGCUUUUGGUUUAGCUAGUCUUCUUUUACCAGGAGCUCAGUACAUUCAAGAAGCACGUUGGUGGGCAGUGGUGAUAUUUAUUUUAUUCUUAAUAGGAGCAAUUUUCUUCGUGGUUAUUAUGUUCCUACACGAACAGAACAAAUCAUUUGAUAGCUUCAAGGUUCCAUUUGUUCCUCUGAUUCCAUGUUUAUGUGUUUUCCUGAAUUUUUGUCUUAUGGUAAAAUUAUCACCUAUGACAUGGGUUCGAUUCAUUAUUUGGUUAGUUAUCGAUAUUCACCAUAAAACCAGUUCAGACGUAUGAUCUUCAUAACGGAACAACAAGUCUGCGGAGCACUUCUAAUAAAACGAACAAUAUUCAAUGUGUAUCUGAAUGGAAAUAAGCAAACUAACCGGACAAAACUGUUAUGAAAAACUUUUUCGCAAAACAGACUUAAAAUUUCCUAUUGCUGAGAGUAAUAUCAACAGACUAGGAUUCUAAGUAGCUAUUGGAUUGUUAAAAUUAAGUACCUAAGCUAUUGAGUCACAGUUACUCAAAUUGAUAUAUGAUCCAUGUUUAUUUUCUUGUUAUUGAACUGUGUACUGAUAAGCAUUUUAUUAAUUUAGUAAACACUGAACCACAGCGUGAUGGCUCAAAACUUGUAUAUAAGUCAAUCUCCUUAGCAAGCAUUAUUAUGUUAUGAAAAAUAUUCAGUUCAUUGACUUAUUAUAUUGUAAAAUAUUGUUCAUAGGUUUGAUUAUUUAUUUUGGAUAUGGAUGGAGGCACAGCAUUCAUGCAAGUAAUCCUGGAGAGUCAGGAAAAUUAAUCACAGUACCGAAGAUGGGUAGUUUUGACGAAGAUAUCACAGGAUCAGGUUUUGAACCGUAUGAAAAUGCAAAUACACUUCAAAAUUAUGAGCACAGACUGGAAUGAGUCUUUGAGAUUUUUUCGUGUUGUCUUGUGUUUAUAUAUAUAUAUAUAUACAUGUGCAAUGAUAUUUAUCAUGAUUAUUUUUUUCUCUCUUUAAUUCAAUCACUUGUCAGAUAUCUUUUUUUUGAGUCGGAAAAAUUAUGUUGUCUUUUUCGCCUGAUACGUCGCACAAUGACUUAAUAUUUAUUUAAAUAUUGAUCUCCUUUCGACUUAGUCUUUUGAUUAUGUUGUCUGUUUUGACCGAGUGAUUUGUGAAAUACUUGUAUUUCUGCUUUUGAUCUUUGUGUUCAAAAUGAAAAAAGUUACGAAUAUUUUAAAUCAGUGACAUAUGAGAGAAUAAUAUUUUUAGGAUAAUUGAUAAGAUUAGUAUUUCCAGAGUUUCUAUUGAGAUGUUUAAGACAUAACUACGAUGGUAUUAUUGGUAUAUUUACC